Messenger RNA from Cryptomeria japonica (Japanese cedar), 1950 nucleotides. RefSeq names its product glucan endo-1,3-beta-glucosidase 8. The transcript has 2 exons. Gene Ontology annotation, cellular component: plasma membrane. Lineage: Eukaryota; Viridiplantae; Streptophyta; Pinopsida; Cupressales; Cupressaceae. Gene Ontology annotation, molecular function: hydrolase activity, hydrolyzing O-glycosyl compounds. The record is from RefSeq and is a predicted model, not a curated record. The coding region runs from base 444 to 1892 and encodes 482 amino acids. Gene Ontology annotation, biological process: carbohydrate metabolic process.
UGGAGAUUUCUCCGGAAAGACACUGCAAUACAGCAAAAUAGCAUUAAAGAUUCAAAUAGACCUUGAGAAAACACAAAGGAACCGACGCGGUUAUAACCCUCUAUGUUUUCGGGCUUCUAUAUAUAUACAAGGAGUGCAAAGGUAAACACAACCAAUCUUUUCAAUUUGUAGUGAAUGUCGACUAACAAUGGGCCCAUUUUAGAGUGCGUACAGUCAGAAUCUCCACUAUAAAAGAUCGCGUCUAAGAUAACAUCAGAAAUUCAAUCCAGGAGCUUCAGGUGGAGCUCCUGAAAAGCCCAAGCAGACCUAAAAUCUGGGAUUUGAUUUCGAGCUUUGCGGAAGCAUUGAUUUGUUUUUCAAUGCUUUGAAGCAUUGAUUUGUUGAAUGUUUUGAAGCAUAGAUUUGUCAUUGAGUUGUCUGAAGCAUAGAAUUGACAUUUUAUAAUGGAACGAGGUUGGAGUUUUCUAUUGAUUUCUAUUAUGGUGGUUGCAAUGAUGGCCUGUGAAGUGGAAGGAGUUGGUGUGAACUGGGGAACCAUGGCUUCGCACCCAUUGCCUCCCGACAUUGUUGUGCAGAUGCUCAAAGACAAUGGGAUUGACAAAGUAAAAUUAUUUGAUGCGGACGAAAACACUCUCAAGGCUCUUGCAAAGACUGAUAUCGAGGUCAUGGUGGCCAUUCCGAACAAUAUGUUGCAGCAUCUUUCCGAAAGCUACAAGGCUGCCAAGAAAUGGGUGAAGAACAAUGUAACUCGAUAUAGCUUCGAUGGCGGUGUUAAUAUCAAAUAUGUUGCGGUUGGAAAUGAGCCUUUCCUAACGGCAUACAAUGGCUCUUAUUUGAAUAACACUCUUCCUGCUUUACAGAACAUUCAAAAAGCUCUUAACGAUGCAGGCUUAGCAGAUAAAGUUAAAGUUACUGUGCCCCUCAAUGCAGAUGUUUACAAUUCCCCAACUGACAAUCCUGUACCAUCUGCUGGGGUUUUCAGAGAAGAUAUUCAUGAUCUGAUGGUACAGCUUGUGGAAUUUCUGAAUGCUAAUGGAGCACCCUUUACAGUCAAUAUCUAUCCCUUUUUAAGCUUAUAUGCUGAUGAGAGCUUCCCUGUGAAUUUUGCUUUUUUUGAUGGUGACAGUACACCAAUUGCUGAUGGAGAGAUCCAAUACACCAAUGUAUUUGAUGCAAAUUUUGAUACAUUAAUUGCUUCUUUGAAUAAGGCUGGAUUCCCCAAUAUGACUAUCAUUGUGGGAGAAGUGGGUUGGCCCACAAAUGGUGAUAAGCGUGCCACUAUUGAUUAUGCACAGAGGUUCUAUCAGGGGCUUAUGAAGAAAUUAAUGAAUGGCCAGGGAACGCCUCUUCACCCUGGAAGCUUUGCAGUUUAUCUGUUCAGCCUUCUUGAUGAGGAUGUUAAAAGUAUUGCACCAGGUAGCUUUGAAAGGCAUUGGGGGAUUUUUCAAUAUGAUGGACAGCCAAAAUACCAACUACAAUUUUCAGGUCAGAAUGGAGGGUUGGUUGCUGCUAAAAAUGUCCAGUAUCUGCCUCAAAAGUGGUGUGUAUUCAAUCCAGAUGCUGCAAAUACCUCCACAUUGCUUGACAGCAUCACCUAUGCCUGUGAGCGUGCUGACUGUACUGCUUUGGGUUAUGGAUCAUCAUGUAACAGCUUGGAUGCUCAGGGCAAUGCGUCUUAUGCAUAUAACAUGUAUUUUCAGGUGAAUAAUCAGUACACCAUUAACUGUGAUUUUGAGGGACUAGCAAAAAUAACGGACGAAAAUGCAUCAACAGGUUCAUGCAAUUUCCCAUUACAAAUUAUAACUGGUGGAGCAGAGAGAUCUAUCAUGGCUCAUAUGAAUUGGGCUAUGGUCAUUGUUGGUAUCGUUGUAAUCCUUUUGUCCUCUUUCUAGAGGAUCUGGUGUAUCAAUUCGUUAAUUUGAUAUUCAGAUUUUUGCUUUUCCAUGCUCA